Messenger RNA from Dromaius novaehollandiae (emu), 2313 nucleotides. RefSeq names its product NADPH dependent diflavin oxidoreductase 1 (gene NDOR1). The record is from RefSeq and is a predicted model, not a curated record. The coding region runs from base 343 to 2232 and encodes 629 amino acids. NCBI's taxonomy places the organism in Eukaryota, Metazoa, Chordata, Aves, Casuariiformes, Dromaiidae. Gene Ontology annotation, molecular function: flavin adenine dinucleotide binding; FMN binding; NADPH-hemoprotein reductase activity. The transcript is spliced from 16 exons. Gene Ontology annotation, cellular component: cytosol.
GGGAUGUGCUGACCACAGCUGGGGAGGCCAGCUAAAAUGAGCUAGGAUGUGAAUCACUGUCUCUGGAUUUCAUACCCCCAAGUCAGCCCCCUCCCUUUGCCGUGACAGCAAGGGUGAGCAGUGCAAUACUGUCACUCCUGCUCCUACAGAAAAGGACGCUGCGGCGAAGAGGAUGCCGCUCAAUGCUGUCUGGGGAUGGAAAGAGAGGCCAGGAACCUUGAAUCCUGACACUUUCAUUCAGUUAUUAGACUGUCUCUGUCCUUGUUGUUUGCCAACGUAUGCAGUGUCAUUCCCCCAAAGUACACUUGAACAAACAGUUACCAGAACUCCUUCGAAGACUGGAUGGCAGAACGGAAACUGCUCAUUCUUUUUGGCAGCCAGACUGGGACAGCUGAAGACACAGCUGAGAGAAUUGGCAGAGAAGCCAAACGACGCCACUUUCAGUGCAGAGUGGAGGCACUGGACAGCUAUGACGUGGCAAACCUCAUCAAUGAGCUGCUGGUGGUAUUUGUGUGUGCAACCACCGGCCAGGGUGACCCACCUGACAACAUGAAGAUGUUCUGGCGGUUUCUGUUCCGGAAGAACCUGCCAGCCAGUUCCCUGUGCCAGAUGGACUAUGCUGUGCUGGGCCUCGGGGACUCCUCCUAUCCCAAGUUUAAUUUUGUUGCGAAGAAGCUGCACAAACGGGUGCUACAGCUUGGGGGCAGCCCUCUGUUGCCAGUGUCGUUGGGAGAUGACCAGCAUGACUUGGGACCAGAUGCAGUGGUUGAUCCAUGGCUCCUGGACUUAUGGGACAAGAUCCUUGCCUUGUAUCCUCUCCCUCCUGGCCUUGAGAUCAUCAGUCCAGAUGCACGCCUGCCCCCAAAAUACACCCUGCACUACCUGGCUGAGGACUCCUCGUGCUCUGACGGCGACCUGCUCCAGCCAACAGCACCCAGGGCUGUUCCCUCUGAACUGCAUCCCUUUGCUGCUCGGAUGGUGUCCAAUCAGCGAGUCACAGCAGAAUCCCAUUUCCAGGAUGUCCGGCUCAUUGAGUUUGAUGUCACAGGCUCAGGGAUCACGUUCAGCGCCGGAGACGUGGUGAUGAUCCAGCCCCAGAACUCCCCUGAAGACGUGCAGCAGUUCUGCCAGCUCCUGCGCCUGGAUCCAGACAGACACUUCGUGCUGAAGCCCUCGGAGCCUGGCACAGCCCUCCCUCCCUUUUUGCCACAGCCCUGCACCAUCCGGCACCUGGUUACCCAUUACCUUGACAUCUCCUGCGUGCCCCGGCGCUCCUUCUUCGAGCUCUUGUCCUCCUUCUCUCCGGAUGAACUAGAGCGGGAGAAGCUGCAGGAGUUCAGCUCUGCACAGGGCCAGGAAGAACUGUACAGCUACUGUAACCGACCCCGCAGGACCACUCUGGAGGCCCUUUGGGAUUUCCCUCACACCACGUGUGCCAUUCCACCCGAGUAUCUGCUGGACCUCAUUCCUCGCAUCAGACCUCGCGCCUUCUCCAUCGCCUCCUCUUUGCUGGCUCACCCCAACCGGAUCCAGAUCCUCAUGGCAGUAGUGCAAUACAAGACGCGGCUCAGCAAACCCCGCCGUGGUCUCUGCUCUACCUGGUUGGCUUCCCUCAACCCGCAACAUGGAGAUGUCCGGGUACCUCUUUGGGUGAAGAAAGGAGGAAUGAAGUUCCCAGUUGACCCUGACACCCCCGUGAUCAUGAUUGGCCCUGGCACAGGAGUGGCACCUUUCCGAGCAGCAAUACAGGAGCGUGUAGUACAGGGACGGAGAGGGGACCUAAGAUUGUCACAGGCCACCUGGCUUCGAGCUCAUGUCGUUCUUGAGUCCUCCUGGCUCUUCCCCGGCCAGGGCUAUCAGCCAGGAGCGUUAGGGAACUGCUUAUUCUUUGGCUGCCGACAGAAAUCCAAGGACUUCUACUGCCAGUUGGAGUGGGAAGAGCUGGUGACGAAGGGCUUCCUGAUGCUUUUUACAGCCUUCUCCAGGGACCAGGAGGAGAAGGUGUAUGUUCAGCACCGCAUCCGAGAGAACCGAAAGCUGGUGUGGGAGCUGCUGAGUAGCAGGAACGCUCACGUCUACCUGGCCGGGAAUGCCAAGCAGAUGCCAGCAGCAGUGGCUGAAGCCCUGCAGUCGGUGUUGCAGUCAGAAGGUGGCCUGUCGCCCUCCGAAGCUGAGGAGUAUUUCACAGCCCUGGAACGAUCCCAGCGCUUCCAGUCUGAAACCUGGUCAUAAACCUGGCUUCCAAGCCUUCCUCCUUCCUCCCUGCAAGCUGCGUGGGAGAGCCUGGGCCUGAAUAAAGGAGGAGCAAAAUGA